AUGGAGAUUAUGCGCGGGAAUCAAAACCUCACGGAGAUCGAGCUCGAAUGCGACUGCGAGCAGUUUCUUGCGGUUCCUCUUAGGGAGCUGGAUGCCGGCUCUGAGGCACUCAACACCGAUCGCUCUCUGCAGCUCAACAAAUCGAUACAAGGAAAAGAAUCCAAACUGGAGACUCUAUUGCUGAAUGCACGUGCCCUGUCCUCCGCCGGCGUGGAUUGUAUGGCUCAGCUGAGGUUCCUCUGUCUCGGCGACGGCGGGGAUAAGGAUGGCUUUCCACAGGAGUUUGUUCCAUGGCUCAUCACAACGGCCUCGCCUCCGAAUGACAAGUCCGUUCUCGAGCCGCCUCAACCACAGAGCACAGAGGGCCUACUGGAGACGCUAUCUAUCAAAUCUUCCGUGGACACAUGGACGGCAUGGGAACCAUCACAAGGAUCCAGCCUGCUCGUAUUUUCGUUCCAGUCAGAAGACUGAACAGUAUUAUCGAGGCUCAAAGCUGAAGGCAAUGGUUUUCCGAGGGACUAACUCUUCGAUAGACGACCUCAAAACGCUGGUACACUGCAUUCCACUCAGCAAAUCCGGGGUAUCGCUGAGGUAUUGGAGUUUACAGGAUCAGCUCUUUCAAGGUGCAUAGAUGUUUUUAAAGUAUAUUGGCUUUGCAGGGCAUUGGCAAUGAAAGUGCUGUAUCUCCAGAUCAGUGGACUUCACGAAAUUAUCACAUAAACGUUUUAAAGACAUGUCAAAAAAAAU
Gamsiella multidivaricata is the source of this 747-nucleotide messenger RNA. RefSeq lists its product as uncharacterized. Bases 1 to 471 code for a protein of 156 amino acids. The record is from RefSeq and is a predicted model, not a curated record. The transcript is spliced from 3 exons. NCBI's taxonomy places the organism in Eukaryota, Fungi, Mortierellomycota, Mortierellomycetes, Mortierellales, Mortierellaceae.